UAAUAUUAUUGUAUUUUUGAAUCUUAAAAAUUAAAAUUAAAAUAUAGCAAAACCAGAGCGACUUGAAACAUAAUUUUAUCUAAAUUUUCUAUUGCGAAUCCAAAAAGUUUUAACUUUAGAGCACAGCAGUCAAAACUAACGCAAAGUUUUGUUUUUGUUUUUAUUUUAUUUUAUUUUUAAUUUUUUCAAUCAAAUCCCUUUCUGGCCAGAACGAGCACCGCUACCGCUAGCUCAUUCACCCAGCAAUAAUAGUUGUGUUUUUCCACAUUUAAAUACAUAAAAUCAGAGCCCCUAAUUCAAUUAAACAUCAUUUUUCUUUCCCCAGUUUUUCAAUUUCAGGCACUAAGGGUUCAUACUGUUAGGGGCUCUGAUUGGGAGCUGUUACAAUGUAUCGACCUGUGGCUACAGCUGCAGCCACGGGUGGAGUCCCAACUGACAAUGGGGACUAUGUUGUGACUUUGGAUCAAGUCCCACGGUGGAAUGAUGCAGAGAUUAGGUCUUCCUUGGAGUAUGAGAAUGAAGAUCCUUCAUUUUCAAAAUCCUUUUUAUCCGACCCCUUAACCUCUCAUGGGGAGGAGAGUGGAACUAAUGGGUUGGCGUCGAGGUUUCCUGUCGAUCAUGAAAUAAACUCAAAGAUAUACUUGUGGAGGGGCCAGCCGUGGAACCUUGAGGUUGAUGCUGUUGUUAAUUCUACAAAUGAGAACAUGGAUGAAGUACACAGUAGCCAAGGUUUGCAUGCAGCAGCUGGGCCUGGUCUUGCAGAAGAAUGCGCGACGUUGGGUGGCUGCAGAACAGGGAUGGCCAAAGUUACUAAUGCAUAUGAUCUUCCUGCUAGGAGAGUUAUCCAUACUGUUGGUCCCAAGUAUGCAGUAAAGUAUCAUAGUGCUGCGGAGAAUGCUCUGAGUCAUUGUUAUCGAUCUUGCCUUGAACUUCUUAUUGAAAAUGGUCUUCGGAGUAUUGCUAUGGGCUGUAUAUACACAGAGGCUAAAAACUACCCCCGUGAACCAGCUGCACAUGUGGCUAUAAGGACUGUUCGCCGAUUGCUUGAAAAGCAGAAAGAUAAAAUAACUGCUGUUGUCUUUUGUACUAGCACAUCGUCUGAUACUGAGAUCUAUAAGAGAUUACUUCCACUUUACCUUCCUCGAGAUAAGCAUGAGGAGGCGGUGGCCAUAUCUAAGCUUCCUGCUGAUGUUGGGGAUGAAAAUGGUGAGACUAUCAUUCAUGAGCGUAAAAUCAGAAUAAAGCCAUUGCCCAAAAAGGUCAUCCCAAAGCCUUCCCAAUCUCCAGCUGAAGUCCCUGCUAGUGAUGUAGGUUUGGUACAAAGGUCAGUCCCUGUGCAGAUAUUGGAAUAUAGAAACUCAAGUUACUUAGAUACAUAUUUGGAUCCUGCUUUCAUGUCCCUGAUGAAAGAUCCAGACCAGAGACGCCAGGAACAAUGGGAAAAAACUGCUCAAGCCCAAGGUGGUUGGAAUUGUGCUAAGAUGCUUGGUUUUGGUGACAUAGGUGGGCCUCCAUUAUCUGCUGCAGAAGAAUACUCACUUCACUCCAGAUAUCUUGCUAAGGCAAAUUCUCUUAAUCUUUCUGAAAUUGCAGAGAUGAAAAUUCUUUAUCGCGGGGGAGUGGACAGUGAAGGUCGCCCUGUUAUGGUUGUUGUUGGAGCACAUUUUCUGCUGCGGUGUCUUGAGCUUGAGCGUUUCAUUCUCUAUGUUGUAAAGGAAUUUGAACCUUUGAUACAGAAGCCUUAUACUAUUGUAUACUUCCACUCUGCAGCAUCAUUACAAGUCCAACCAGACUUGGGAUGGAUGAGAAGAUUACAGCAAAUACUUGGUCGGAAACACCAACGUAACCUGCAUGCAAUAUAUGUUCUCCAUCCUACAUUUCACUUGAAGACUGCAAUUUUUGCUCUGCAAAUGUUCGUGGAUAAGGUGGUGUGGAAGAAAGUGGUAUAUGUUGAUAGGCUUCUGCAGCAAUUCAAAUAUGUUCCUCGCGAGCAGUUGACCAUCCCUGAUUUCGUGUUUCAGGCACGAUAUAGAAGUGAACGGUGGAAAGGGUCUUAUUGUAGACCCUCGAACGAAAUACAUAUAUCAUCGACCAUAGAACAUUUAAAUACACAGUUUCAGAGUUGAUGAAAGCCAGUAAUUCUUGGUUUGAUUUCCUCAUCACCUUGUAUUUGUAGGCAGGUAGUGGGUUGGUUGUGUUUGGUUUUUCAUGUAGAUAUGUUUCUUUUUUUUUCGUUUUAUUUUUUGAGCAAUGAUAUGUUUGUUAAUAAUAUAUAUUUCAUGGUGAUGUGAGCUUUUCUAUUUGAUUUCAACAUGUUGCACUACAUCCUGAGAAAGUGGACUCUUUCUUGGCAUGUUUUAAAGAGGGGAAGGGAUUGUCGGGGUUUUGAAUCUGUCGAUUAUGGACAUGGUCGACUUUAGACAGAUCAGAUUGUAAGUGUUGAGCUUUGAAUUCUAAUUUGUACUUCAUUUUUAAAUGAAUCAUUACCGUUCAAAUC
Messenger RNA from Gossypium arboreum, 2497 nucleotides. RefSeq lists its product as uncharacterized. NCBI's taxonomy places the organism in Eukaryota, Viridiplantae, Streptophyta, Magnoliopsida, Malvales, Malvaceae. The record is from RefSeq and is a predicted model, not a curated record. The transcript is spliced from 15 exons. Bases 387 to 2126 code for a protein of 579 amino acids.